Larimichthys crocea (large yellow croaker) is the source of this 5831-nucleotide messenger RNA. RefSeq names its product diacylglycerol kinase zeta. Bases 1281 to 5129 code for a protein of 1282 amino acids. The record is from RefSeq and is a predicted model, not a curated record. Gene Ontology annotation, cellular component: glutamatergic synapse; plasma membrane. Gene Ontology annotation, biological process: phospholipase C-activating G protein-coupled receptor signaling pathway. NCBI's taxonomy places the organism in Eukaryota, Metazoa, Chordata, Actinopteri, Sciaenidae. Gene Ontology annotation, molecular function: protein binding; ATP-dependent diacylglycerol kinase activity. The transcript has 34 exons.
GUAGCAUACAGUUAGCCCACAGUUAGCCUACAGUUAACACAGGUAGCCUAGAGUUAGCCUAGAGUUAGCCUACAGUUAGCCUACAGUUAGCCUACAGUUAGCACAGGUAGCCCACAGUUAGCCUACAGUUAGCCUACAGUUAGCACAUGUAGCCUACAGUUGGCACAGGUAGCCCACAGUUAGCCUACAGUUAGCCCACAGUUAGCCUACAGUUAGCCUACAGUUAGCCUACAGUUGGCACAGUUAGCCUACAGUUAGCCUACAGUUAGCACAGGUAGUCUACAGUUAGCCUACAGUUAGCACAGUUAACCUACAGUUAGCCUACAGUUAGCCUACAGUUAGUCUACAGUUAGCCUACAGUUAGCACAGGUAGCCUACAGUUGGCACAGGUAGGCUACAGUUAGCCUACAGUUAGCCUACAGUUAGCACAGGUAGCCUACAGUUGGCACAGGUAGGCUACAGUUGGCACAGGUAGCCCACAGUUAGCCUACAGUUAGCCUACAGGUAGUAUACAGUUAGCCUACAGUUAGCCUACAGUUAGCACAGUUAGCCUACAGUUAACCUACAGUUAGCACAGUUAACCUACAGUUAGCCUACAGUUAGCCUACAGUUAGCACAGUUAACAUACAGUUAGCCUACAGUUAACCUACAGUUAGCACAGUUAGCCUACAGUUAGCACAGUUUCCACAUGAAUAGAUCCUGGUGAUCUAAACUGGUUGUCGAUUCUCAGUCUGAUGGUUGUUCCCUCCAAAACACGUCAGCAUCAUUUCACUGUGUAAGUCACAUGCACAACAGAACUAAAACCAUGAAUAGCAAACAUGAAUCUCUUGGAACAUUUGAUAAAUUAAUUAAUUGAGGGUCAGGUGACUAACGAAGGAGGAGUUUCACACAUGACCAAUCAAACAAUAUGUUUAGUUACCUGACAGGUGCUGUCCAUGAUUGUGAAUGCUGCCAAACAUGUACGAAGCUUGACCAGGACCAGUUCAGUUUCUGAACAUGCAGGCACCUGGCCUGUAAACGAGGAGUCAGGGUGUGUGGUGGUAGAAUAGAGACAAGAGGCCGAGGAGCACGAAGACGCCACGCUUAUAGACCAUGUUAUCCAACAUCGCGUCACAAUGGAGGAGGCAGGUCACCGAGUGCCCGGAUCCACAGGCUCCAUCAUCCAGACCUUCAGCAGGGACAGGACUGGACGACAACCUUGCACAGGUGGCAGAGGAAAACUUUUAAUGAGCAACAACAACAAGACCAAUAAUGCCAUCACACUGAGAUCAUAGAAGACAAUGCCAUAUUCCAAUGUCAACUCUCCGGAGACGCUUUCCGUCCCCCGUGUCUCCUCUCCGUCCAUCAUGGACACUUUUUUCCGCCGUCACUUCAAGAGGAAGGAAGUUGCUCUGCGGACGGAUGAAGACGCCAACUCGUGCCGCCAGCGUCGGCCCAGCGUUGCCGUCCCCACCAGCAAAGCCCGCCGGAGGUCCAGCGUGGGGCUGCCGUCCUCCACCCUGACCCAGCGGCGGCGCUCCAGCGUGCAGCUGCCGGCAGCCCCGCCCUGUGCCGGAGGGGGGCGCUUGGCAAAGACGUCCCGACACAACAGGUGGGCGGGACACGCCCGCAGGCGCUCCAGCACCACCACGCCCAGCGCCAACCCAAGGUUCGCCGUGUGCAGGAAGAAGGUGGGGAAGCUGCGCACCAUCGACACCCACCUGCUGGGCCCGUCCAUGCUGCUCGCCAGCCUCAUCCAGAUGACGGAGGAGGACGAGGAGGACGGCGCAGGGGCGGGGCUACCGGCCGGAGAGCAGCAGGUGGAGAUGAGGGGCGGGGCCAGCAGCCUCCACUCUGACGGCAGCGAGUACUCCACUGCCAACGACAGCCAAUCAGAAGACAGUCAGCUAUCAGAGGCGGAGCAGCUGGUGGAGGAGAAGGAUGACGCCUCCUGGUCAGCUGAUCGGAGCUUCUGCACCUCCUCUGCCGGUCCUGACUCCUCCUCCUCCGCCCUGCAGGUGAUGAGGAAGACUCCUCAGCCUUCGGCUUCAUCGCGGCCCCUCAUCCGGGCCCCACGCUGCCUCCGCAGGAACUCCUCCCAGGUGUUUUUAGGAGACUCAGCACCAUACGGCCGCUAUCGUGCCUCCACCCACAGGAAGAGGAGGAGGAUCUCCACCAUCUCCAAAGCCGGGAGCCCGUGGCCGGGCAGAGGGCCGCCACUGCCCAGCCGCAAGAACUCCGUCUACUACCUCAACCACGCGGCCUUGUACCACGGCCCCGGGGCCCUCAGCCCAGGGGCCCUCAGCCCGCUGGGGCCGCACUGCUACGGCGCCCAGCUGGAGACCUGGAGCAGCUUCCUGCUGAAAGCGAUCGCCAAGUCCGGUCUGCACGCGGCGGCUCAACCCAACGUGUCGACGUCCGGACAGACAAACGAGCUGCAGGAGCCCAACAGCACCGUCGACUGGAGCGACAACGCUCAGUUUGGAGACCACAUCUGGUUUGAGACCAGCGGCUCUGGAGACUUCUGUUAUGUUGGCGAGCAGUACUGCAUCGCUAAAUCUCUGCAAAAGUCUGUGGCGAGGAAGAAAUGUGCCGGCUGUAAGAUAUCUGUGCACACCAUGUGCAUGGAGCAGCUGGAGAAGAUUAACUUCAGGUGCAAGCCGUCGUUCAGGGAGCCGGGAUGUCGAGCUGUUCGAGAGCCCAACGUUGUGCGACACCACUGGGUCCACCGGAGGCGUCAGACGGGGAAGUGUCGACAGUGUGGGAAGGGAUUUCAACAGAAGUUUUCCUUUCACAGCAAAGAGAUCGUCGCCAUCAGCUGCUCGUGGUGCAAACAGGCCUAUCACAACAAGGUGACGUGCUUCAUGCUGCAGCAGAUUGAGGAGUGUUGCUCUCUGGGCGCUCACGCCGCCGUCAUCAUCCCCCCGACCUGGAUCAUCAGAGUCCGCAGAACUCAGACGUCUUUAAAGUCGAGUAAAAAGAAGAAGAGGACGUCGCUGAAGUGCAACAAGUCAAAUAAGAAAGGAGCCGAGCUCCAAGAUGGCCGCUGGAAGCCAUUCCUGGUGAAGCCUCUUCCCUCUCAGCUCAUGAAGCCUCUGCUGGUGUUUGUGAACCCAAAGAGUGGAGGAAACCAGGGAGCAAAGAUCAUCCAGUCGUUCAUGUGGUACCUGAAUCCUCGGCAGGUGUUCGACCUGACGAAGGGCGGACCCAGAGAAGGAUUGGAGCUUUAUGCCAAGGUGCCCAACCUGAGGAUCCGGGCCUGUGGAGGAGAUGGGACGGUGGGAUGGAUCUUGUCGGUAUUGGACCAGCUGAAGCUCCGUCCUCAGCCCCCCGUCGCCAUCCUUCCUCUGGGGACUGGCAACGACCUGGCCAGGACUCUAAACUGGGGAGGGGGUUACACUGAUGAACCCAUAACAAAGAUCCUCUCUCACGUCGAGGACGGGAACAUCGUCCAGCUGGAUCGAUGGAACCUGAAUGUUGAGGGGAACCCCGAGGCCCGACCGGAGGACCAGGACGAACAUCAGACAGACAAGCUUCCCAUCGACGUCUUCAACAACUACUUCAGUCUGGGCUUCGACGCUCACGUCACGCUGGGCUUCCAUGAAUCCAGAGAGGCCAACCCAGAGAAGUUUAACAGCCGCUUCAGGAAUAAGAUGUUCUAUGCAGGGACGGCCUUCUCAGAUUUCCUCAGCGGGAACUCUAAAGAUCUCGCCAAACACAUCAAAGUGGUGUGUGACGGGACAGACCUGACAGCCAAAGUCCAGGAGAUGAAGUUACAGUGUCUGCUCUUCCUCAACAUCCCCAGGUACUGUGCAGGCACCAUGCCGUGGGGUCACCCCAGUGAGCAUCAGGACUUUGAACCACAGCGUCACGACGACGGCUGCAUCGAGGUCAUCGGCUUCACCAUGACGUCUCUGGCCACGCUGCAGGUGGGCGGUCAUGGUGAACGCCUCCAUCAGUGUAAAGAAGUGACUCUCACCACCUACAAGUCCAUCCCCAUGCAGGUGGAUGGAGAGCCCUGCAAGCUGGCUCCAUCCAUCAUCCACAUCAGCCUGAGGAACCAGGCCAACAUGGUGCAGAAGGCCAAGAGGAGGAUCUCCAUGCCCCACCUCAACGAUCAGCAGCCAGUCCCAGAGAAGCUCCACAUCAGAGUGAACCGGAUCAGCAUGGUGGCGUACGAGGCUCUGCACUACGACAAAGACCAGCUGAAGGAGGCCUCGACGCCGCUCGGAGUGAUCACCGUUCCCGGAGACAGCGACCUGGAGACCUGCCGCCUGCUCAUUGAGCGUCUACACGACAACCUGGACCAGGACUGUGAUGAGAUGAAGGGACAGUGUCUGUCUGCACAGAAGCUGUCCAUGAAGUGGUGUUUCCUCGACUGUACGACUGCAGAUCGUUUCUACAGGAUCGACCGAGCUCAGGAGCACCUGAACUACGUGACCGAGAUCUCUCAGGAGGAGCUCUACAUCCUGGACCCGGAGCUGGUCGUCAAGGAGACGGUGGGAACCUCCCCCGGCAUGCCUGACCUGGUGGACUCUGAGGAGCACCAGGACCAGCAGAGACAGUUCUCCUUCCCCUCCUCCCCGACGUCCUCGACCACACCGAGGGUCAGAGACUUUCAGAGGAAGAGGAUUUCCAGCGACAGUUCGGUGGCUGAUGUUUUGUCGCAGAACUCCUCAAAGACUGCCCUCUGCAGCCCGUCCAGUUCUACCUCACAGCACCCCAAGAAAGACGCAGAGUUGAUCGACUGCAUCAAGACUGAAGACCUGAACCGACUGAUGGAGCUCCACCAGCAGGCGGCAGACCUCCUGAUGCAGGACGCCGCCGGCUGCACGCUGCUGCACCACGCCGUGCAGGCCGGAAACAAAGACAUCCUCAAGUACCUCAUCGACAACGUUCCCACGUCUCACCUGGACAUCACGGAGAGAGAGACAGGCGAGACGGCGCUCCAUAAAGCCGCCUCUUCCUGUCAGAGGAGCAUCUGUCACUACCUGGUGGAGGGCGGGGCGUCGCUCAUGAAGACUGACCUGCAGGGUGAGACACCCAAACAGCGCGCUGAGAAGGCCAACGACCACGACCUGGCCGAGUAUCUGGAGAACCGCCAACAUCACCAGAUGAUCCAGAGAGAAGACCAGGAGACGGCGGUCUGAGAUCCACACUGUCCGUCCACAAUCUCUGUCUGUCUUUAGGACUGUCAUUUCAUUUCUCCUCCACCCGUCCACGGGCCGGGUCCACGGGCCAGGUCCACAGGUCCACGGGCCGGGUCCACAUGAGUUAGAGCUUGUUGUUUGCUGUAGAUUUUCUUUGCUUUGAUUUAGUGGCUUGGUUUGGCCGCCCUCUGUCCGUCCGUCCGUCCUCGCUCUGGAGGACACUAACGUGGAUCAGACUGAAGACGCUCAGAUCUCCAGACUGUGUUUGAAUGCAGCUUUCAUCAGUGCUCUGACCUCAGCGGGUCACAUGACCGGCGUGCAUCCAGCAGCUGCUCGGAGCGAACACUGAGUGCUUUCAUCGUCUGCAGCUGAACUUUAGACGCUUCGGCCUGCUCGGGUAGGAUGGCUGCACAAACGUUUCUUCAACGUUCUCAUGACGUUUGGAUGUCUGUUUACUCACAAAGUGUUUGUUGACAUAUUUAACGUAGAUCAAUGAAACUAUUUAUGACUUAUUGUAGAUGAUCACAUGAUGUGUGACAUCAUCAGGACGCUUCAUGGUGACGCCCGUAUAUGGUCAGUGUUUGAAUAUUUAAACAGAAGCUGUAUUAAUGACAUCAUCAGUCAGGAUGACGUCAUACUGUAUGAUAUUAAGAAUGUUGGUUUGUUUGAUCAGAGAUCUGCAAUAAAAGCAUGUCGAUACAA